Molecule: messenger RNA, 1041 nt
Organism: Penicillium salamii
Lineage: Eukaryota; Fungi; Ascomycota; Eurotiomycetes; Eurotiales; Aspergillaceae
Source: the annotation of a GenBank genome assembly
AUGUCGUUGCUUGAAUAUACCCAAACAGCCCUCAGUGUUCUGCCAGAGCCGGCGCAAGCUCUCCUGCGCAACCCCACGGCGCAAAAGACCAUCGCCGGAGUAGGCGCAUUCAUCCUGGCCCGCGCAGCAAACCAGUUCCUGUCACGAUGCGCCCACCAGAAUUGGACAAUCAAUGGGGCCUGGAAUCCGCAGGCAGAGCUCAUUCUAUUGACGGGCGGAACGUCAGGAAUCGGCAAGCAGGUCAUGGAGGAUUUAUCCAAGACGGGGGUUCGCGUUGUCAUCCUUGAUAUUAAUGAGCCGAACUUCACACUGCCUUCAAAUGUGUCCUUCUAUAAGGCCAAUAUCACCAACUCAGAAGACAUCGCGGCUGUGGCGAAGACAAUUCGUGAAAACCAUGGUGAUCCCACCGUUCUGGUCAACAAUGCCGGUGUUGGUCACGAUGGCAGCAUUCUCGAGGAACCCGAAUCCAAGAUCCGUCAAACCUUCGAAGUCAAUACCAUCUCCCACUUCUUAAUGGUCAAGGAAUUCCUGCCUGCCAUGGUCAAGGCCAACCACGGCCAUGUCAUCACUGUCGCCAGUAUGGCCAGUUUCGUCGCGCUGGGCGAGAUGGUCGAUUAUUGUUGCUCCAAGGUAUCAGCCCUGGCCUUCCACGAGGGACUGCGACAGGAGUUGAAGCACUGGUAUAACGCGCCGAAUGUGCGCACCAGGUAUGUACCCCAGACAAUCGCUCACAAGGGCCCCACUAACGGAUAUAGUGUUGUUCAUCCCCUGUGGGUUCGGACGCCCAUGAUCACAAUGUUGACAGACCAAGGCUCCUUCAAGCAACCUGUCAUGACACCCCAGGUUGUCGCGGACGCCAUCUGCAAGCAGAUUCUCACUCAGAGCAGUGGUCAGAUCCUCCUGCCGAAGAGUCAGUCUAUUGCGAGCGUGGUGCGCGCCAUGCCUUUCUGGCUGCAAGAGGCUGUGCGGACGCAUGCUUCGGGGGAUUUGAGGAAGAUGCGUGUUGCGCAGAGCGCGGCGGAGGCUGCCAUUAAGAAAUGA